Messenger RNA from Austrofundulus limnaeus, 287 nucleotides. RefSeq names its product arginine/serine-rich coiled-coil protein 2. The record is from RefSeq and is a predicted model, not a curated record. NCBI's taxonomy places the organism in Eukaryota, Metazoa, Chordata, Actinopteri, Cyprinodontiformes, Rivulidae.
CCAUCAUCAUCAUCAUCAUCAUCACAUUUCAACAUUAAUGAGCUGAAUGCUUAAUCCUUAUAUAGAAAAGACACAUGUCAACAUGCUAACAUGCUAAUGUACAGAAGCUCAUGCAGAGACGUCAGACGUCCUCUCAGGUUCUUCAGUCCUCUCAGACUCCUGUGGUUUCAGAUCUUUUACUUGAACCAUGCUUGGUUGUUCCUACAUAUUCUCACAAUAAUAUUCCACAAUCAUUUCUAAAAAUAUGUUUUGUUUAAAUAAAGUUCACACAGGUGAACAGACUGAAA